CAUGUAACGGAGCAAAGAAAACAAACACAGCCUUUAAUUUAAGCAAGCUAUUUUUAUCCUCUGACAAAAAUAGGGUACCUUCUGAAACGUAUUUGGACAAACACGUAUUUGUUUACACGGAUACAAGAAAAGCGUGUUUGCAUUGGUGGUUGGAAGAGGGAAAAGUAAUUUACCAUAAGCCUUUCCCCAGGAACCGAAAAACAAAACAGCUCUUUAAAAUCAGCUAGCUCCCAAACUGCGUCUUUGGAGCUCAGGCAUAUCACCAUCACCAGGUGCUCCUGGGACUCCGGAGUUAUAAUGUGCCCCAGAGUCAGGUUCAGACCUGGAGUAAGAGAGCGUGGGCCUGGCCCCUCGUCCUGAAAUGAGGGCUGCGCUAGCCUGGGCCUCUCGCAGCAAGAACCACGAGGAGCAGGAAACAGGGAAUGGCCCCAAAUCAGGGAAAGCAGGCCCAGCUGCUUGAGGAACUGCGCUCCUCGUGCUUUUUCCCCCUGAAGCCAUGUCCUCUCCGGGCAGCAGCCUAGCCCUUGGCGGGGCUGCUGCCUCCCUUCCUCAUCCUGCAGCCCCGCAAACUCCGCAGAACGCCAUCUGGCGACGCGGGAUGACCCACAGGCACCGAGCCUCCAGCGGAGGGGAAGCGAAACCACAGCUGGCGGGAGGGCGGGGGGCGGGGGAGGCGAAGCGUGGAAUAAUUCCACGACUUCCCCAGUCAGUCCGAGGCGUGGGAAAAGCAAGAACCGGUGCGGGCGGAGAGCGGGCAUCCAUCCGCAUCGGGUGAACCCUAGUGCCUUCGCAGCGUCCCUGUGCUCCGCUCGUUCGGGUCCCUAGGUGGGAACAAACUCCGGGUGCAGAAGUCCGCGCGGCACAAGUCCUUUGGCUGGAGUUAGGCGCUGCCCAGGCUGGUGGCAGCCGGCGAUUUGCAGCUUUCCCAGAGUCACUCCCGGCGCCGCAGGGGCGCGGUUUUAAGCAGCUGGCCCCAUUUUCCCAUGCUGUGUAUUUCAAUUGCCCCAUCUCACUCCCUUCGUGGAGGCACCGUUUGCCACGUGUGGUUGGCGGAGCCCUCAGCGGCCUCUUAUAGGGUCACCAAUGCGAGCCCGUGUCCAGCUCUACAGGAAGCUUCUCUAAUGGAGUGGGGUUUGCACUGCACCGCCAGGAGCCGGACUGCUUAGACGCCUGAGCGUCUCGAUCCUAUGCCUAAACCUUACCCGAGUCUUUUAGGGAUGGCCUAGCAGCCCCGCUUACCUGAUCGACUACACUCAUCCAGUCUUUUGUUCCGCGAGACGCUUUCGCCCCUGCGGAAACCCAGGCGGUGGGAGGGUCGGUGCUAGAACGCAAUCUCCUUGGCCUGGCCGCACGCUCGGACUUCGGUGUCUGUGGCUAGCUCUCCACCGCGCCACAGCGCCUCGGGAACAAAGGAAACCCACUCAGAGCCUCCGUGAACUCAGAAGACGCUCAGUUCUUAUUUCCCACGGAUUCCUGACUCUCCGGAAACGCUGACAGCGUAUACACUGGAGGAUAUUAUGCUGGAGAGACCACUGAUUCUUAAGAAAUGAGCCAUGGAGAAAAAACCGGCAAAGCUGGAAGCCCUGGAAGAGGCCUUAGCACGAAAAUAGGAUCUGCGUUCGGCUACGGGGUCCUAAUCCCCUCUCUUCAGCACCGGAGGGGAUGGACAGCGUCUCCCAGCUGGGCCUCCGUCUUGGGGACUUAGGUGUGCUGCUGCCGCUGCCUCCACUGCUGUCCUUGUGGUCACUGUCAUGGACAAGAGCUCUCGGCAGCUAAAAGGCGGUGCCUCCGGUCCCCUUCCUUGAUGGUUGAAAACCUGCCUUCCUCAUCCUCCUGUCACUCAUAGGAACCCGACUCCGCGUGGCUAAACUCUGGGCAGCAACUCCAAAAAUAAUUUUCUGCAUGGGCUGGAAGGAAUGCAGGCAGAAGAGUGGAGUUGAAGUUCUUAGAAGCACCAAGGAACUGUAAGCGCUGCAGCAGGAGUUGAAAUACCCAAAGGCCCACAGUUCUUUAAACAAGAACUUCCCGGACUGGAUUGCAGCUGUGGUGGAAACAGCUUUGCGAGAGGUUGGAGAUACUAAACCCCAACAUUAGAGUAGCCGAAAAGACUCCAUUUCCUCUGCUCAGCAGUCUGCUCUCCAGGAUGUUGAGAUUUCCCAAGAAAUAACGCUGCAAAGAAGACUUACCACUCUACCUAAAUUCAAUUAUUUGACGAUGUGCAUCAUCUGAACUCUUGAGAUCACCAUGGAAUCUAUGUCAUCCCUACUAAUGGACAGAGCCGGAUAGAGUUCCUCCAUAAAAACAGUGCAUUUGGGACAUACCUUACAAUGAGUCUGUCCUAGAUGUAUGACCACAUCCUUCUGAGUGCCACAGCACAUGGAUUUCAGAACUACCUGUGAGGAGUCGAAGACAGGGGUUUGCUUGCUACAAGAUGGUAAUCAGGAACCUUUUAAAGUCCGACUGCAUCUUGCCAGAGAUCUGCUGAUGCUACAGGAGCAAGACGUACUGUGUGUGUCUGGUGAGCCUUUCUAUUCUGGUGAAAGAACGGUGACAAUCAGAAGGCAGACAGUAGGAGGAUUUGGAUUAAGCAUAAAGGGAGGUGCAGAACAUAACAUUCCAGUUGUCAUUUCUAAAAUCUCCAAGGAGCAAAGAGCGGAGCUUUCGGGACUGCUUUUCAUCGGAGAUGCAAUUCUGCAGAUAAAUGGAAUUAAUGUGAGGAAAUGCAGGCAUGAAGAAGUGGUCCAGGUUCUCCGGAACGCUGGGGAGGAAGUGACGCUGACGGUGUCAUUUUUAAAAAGGGCACCUGCUUUCCUCAAGCUCCCCCUGAAUGAAGACUGCGCCUGUGCUCCAAGUGACCAAAGCAGUGGUACCUCUUCUCCUCUUUGUGACAGUGGCUUGCAUCUCAACUACCAUCCAAACAACACAGAUACACUUUCCUGCUCUUCGUGGCCCACAUCUCCAGGCCUGCGGUGGGAGAAGCGGUGGUGUGACCUCAGGCUCAUUCCUCUACUGCAUGCCCGCUUCUCUCAGUACCUGCCCGGGACUGACCUGAGUCGGCAGAACGCUUUCCAAGUUGUUGCUGUGGAUGGAGUCUGCAGUGGAAUUAUUCAGUGCCUGUCUACUGAAGACUGCAUGGAUUGGCUCCAAGCAAUAGCAGCUAAUAUUUCAAGCCUCACAAAGCAUAAUAUCAAAAAAAUCAACAGAAAUUUCCCUGUAAACCAGCAGAUUGUUUACAUGGGCUGGUGCGAAGCACGGGAGCAGGAAUCACUCCAGGACCGUGUGUACACACCUGUCUUUCUCGCCCUGAGGGGCUCCUGUCUUUACAGGUUCCCUUCGCCUCCAGUGACCACAUGGGAUUGGACACGAGCAGAUAAAACUUUCUCCAUAUGUGAGAUCAUGUGCAAGGUUCUCAAGGACAGUGACCUGCUGGAUCGGCGGAAACAUUGCUUUACCAUGCAGUCAGAGUGUGGGGAGGACUUCUACUUCUCGGUGGAGUUAGAGAGUGACCUUGCCCAGUGGGAACGAGCCUUCCAAACAGCCACCUUCUUAGAAGUAGAACGGAUACAGUGCAAGACCUAUGCUUGUGUGCUGGAGAGUCACUUAAUGGGCCUCACGAUUGACUUCAGCUCGGGUUUCAUCUGCUAUGAUGCAGCAACAAAGGCCAUACUUUGGAGGUAUAAAUUCUCUCAGCUUAAAGGCUCAUCAGAUGACGGCAAAAGCAAAAUAAAAUUUUUGUUUCAGAACUCAGAAACUAAACAAAUUGAAGCAAAGGAGUUGGAAUUUUCAAAUUUAUUUGCUGUGCUUCACUGUAUCCAUUCAUUUUUUGCUGCCAAAGUGGCUUGUUUGGACCCUCUGUUUUUAGGCAAUCAGGCUGCUGCUUCUGCUACUGCCACCUCUGCUUCUACAAGCAAAGCAAAGCACGUGGCUUGACAGACCGAGUUCUGCCUAGCAGCCCCACUGUCACUCCUCGUUUUCCUCCGGCAGAGACCACGCUGUCACCAUGUCAACAGUGGAGUCAGACUGCAACUCCAGCGGGAAAAAUGUCAAGAGGUAUCUGCAGUAGAUCUUACCCUAGCAGGUAUCCGCAAAUAACCCGGAAUGGGCAGAGCAGCCUAUUCUUUCUCCUCUGAUCUUUAUCAGGACACAGCUGUCACCGUGUAUGGUGAUGAAUGAUUGGUAUGUAAAGUAUGUAAAUAACACGAAAAUUGUAAGCUACCUAUAAAUAAAAAUACCAAUUAAAUGGC
This is a messenger RNA of Alexandromys fortis (reed vole), 4244 nucleotides long. It is a transcript of the gene Sntg1, whose product is annotated as syntrophin gamma 1. The record is from RefSeq and is a predicted model, not a curated record. Gene Ontology annotation, cellular component: intracellular anatomical structure; dystrophin-associated glycoprotein complex. NCBI's taxonomy places the organism in Eukaryota, Metazoa, Chordata, Mammalia, Rodentia, Cricetidae. The transcript has 21 exons. Bases 2377 to 3930 code for a protein of 517 amino acids. Gene Ontology annotation, molecular function: protein binding; structural molecule activity.